CUCCAAACGCCUUCUGCGACAUUGUAAGUCACUUUACUGAGAAAAAUACUUGUCCCACAGGGCUAACGUCUUGUACCAGUUUCACAGUACACGGUUUGGGGUUCGAGACCUGUUGCUCGGGAGCUGGAAUCUUCAGCGUGCGUCAACCCGGUAGUUGGGUCGACCUGACCUGCUAAACACCUUGAACUGACAGCCUGCUAGAAUACAAAAAUCGUUCGAGAAUCCUGGAUACAUGCACAUGUGCCUCAUGCUAUCAGCAUGUCAGUGGGCAUGGGUUACCGGUUCGAUGGACGAGGUCAGGAUCCCAUUCCUGUACCAUAAAGCGGCAACCUAUCAAUUCGCGAGAGAACAGCUCCAGAGUCCAGAAUUGGCACAGAGCGGAGACACUAUGUUGGCUAUAUCUGCACUUGCACUGACUGAGGGCGCGAUAGGAGAACUGGACGCCUCCUCAAGACACUUGAAGGGUAUACAAUCUGCAGUAAAGGAGUGGAAUAGGGUUGUCGAUCCAGUGCCGACGUUGCCCCAGAGAAUGCUCAAGAUGGUCGGAGAAGGACUACGAACCGGAAAGGCAGGCCAACUCGUGAACGUGCCCGAAUACCAACCAACCUUUAUGGCUCUCCUAUUUGCGUCGAUAUGGGAUAUCACAGCGCUACCGCCGCGCGAAGCUCCGAGAUAUGGCUGGUGGGAAGAUCUCGAAACACCAGCGGCCAGACUUUGGCAAAAUCAUACCAGAGACCUCAACCUCAACUAUGAGAUUUCAAGAGGUUUCAGUGCGAGUCAAUACGUACCACGAAUCUUGAACGGUGACCCUAAAAGUAGCCGAACGAGUUUCAUAGCGACCUUCUUCUAUCUCUGUUCUGAGCUGGGCGACAGAUACUUCGACGUAACCAUGAUCGACUGGCUCCUUGAACAACUCAUAGACGAUGUUAAUGCAGGCGAAGAACAUCUGAGGAUGAGUGAAUGGACACAGUCACUCUGGUUAUUUUGCGUACUGUUUGGUGCGUCCAUAGCGUUCACUGGGCGGGCCAAUAAUGUAAUCGAAGAAAGACAACUGAGCAAAUGGCGAGGCGUUUACGGCGACAAAAUGAAACUGGCCAGUCGAGAACUGGGAAUCAAAAGCUGGCAGUCAGCCCGGGCGAUGCUGGCUGAGGUGGUGGGAGGGAUAGACGGCGAAUUAGAAAAGGGUCUAGAGGAGUUAUGGAACGAGGGGAUAUCAGGAGAGACAUCGGGAGAGAGCAGUGCAAGUCCAGCAGUGGUAGAGCUGUCAGAAUCCGACUAAGCCAUGCUUCGUCACCUCGACUGAGUUGGCGUCUGACUGCUUGAAAAUAGACUGGGAGCAAGCCAGGUGAUGCGUGGAUGCGAGCUAUCAUAUAUUUUUGGUGUUGGCUUAUCGUGGUUCAAGGCCAACGAGAAGGGUCGAUGAGAUACCCGUAAGAUAGACAUCGGCUGGGCUGACGGUAGAAUGAGAGGACAUCAACUCAUAGAAUACAUAGAGUUUUCCCUGGAGGAAGCGUUGAAAUUCAGAUAGGUAGUGUUCAACAAGAGACUCAAAGAGCCACAGACGAUAACAAAGCUGAGGCGGUUACACCAU
This is a messenger RNA of Fusarium oxysporum Fo47, 1591 nucleotides long. RefSeq lists its product as uncharacterized. The transcript has 3 exons. Lineage: Eukaryota; Fungi; Ascomycota; Sordariomycetes; Hypocreales; Nectriaceae. The record is from RefSeq and is a predicted model, not a curated record. Bases 233 to 1279 code for a protein of 348 amino acids.